AUGAAGGGAACAAGGGAUCGUGAUAUCUACCUUCUCAAUGGUCAAGUAGUGACAAGAAUGGAAGCAGUGGCAGUACAAGCAUCAAGUAAAGCCAGCCUGUGGCAUCAAAGACUGAGACAUGUAAGUCUAAAAGGAAUGCAAAUUCUAGACAUACAAGGAAUGCUAGGUGGGGACAUGAUUAGUGAUCUUGAAUUUUGUGAGUCUUGUGUGUAUGAAAAGAUGCAUAUGGUCAAGUUCUCUACAGGAAAACAUUACUCAAAAGGAUUUCUGGAAUAUGUUCACAAUGAUCUAUGGGGCCCUACAAAGAUUGCUUCACAUGGAGGUAACAAGUGA
Molecule: messenger RNA, 333 nt
Organism: Cicer arietinum (chickpea)
Lineage: Eukaryota; Viridiplantae; Streptophyta; Magnoliopsida; Fabales; Fabaceae
Source: RefSeq, a predicted model, not a curated record